This is a messenger RNA of Actinia tenebrosa (Australian red waratah sea anemone), 2579 nucleotides long. RefSeq names its product flotillin-2a. Gene Ontology annotation, biological process: protein localization to plasma membrane; regulation of myoblast differentiation. Lineage: Eukaryota; Metazoa; Cnidaria; Anthozoa; Actiniaria; Actiniidae. Gene Ontology annotation, cellular component: flotillin complex; plasma membrane; cytoplasmic vesicle. The record is from RefSeq and is a predicted model, not a curated record. Gene Ontology annotation, molecular function: protease binding.
AAGACUGGGUCGAGGGUGAAGGCGUAGAUCUUGUUCUUUGAUCCAGCUUUCUUUUGACUGAAAACUUCAAAACUCACCUUCAAAACAUAAUAAAAACAACCUAAAAGGCGAUCAAAAUGGGGAAUUGCUAUACAGUAGGACCUAAUGAAGCCCUCGUCGUAUCUGAUCGAGAAGCUUUUGCUGCUCUGGUCAGAGAAGUUGCAUCGCCAGAUGUGGGCAGAAUGGGCAUUGAGGUUCUAUCCUUCACUAUCAAAGACAUUGUUGACCAAGUGCAGUAUCUUGACUCUCUGGGGAAAACACAGACAGCUAAAGUAAAGAGAGAUGCAGACAUUGGUGUUGCUGAAGCCAACAGAGAUGCAGGAAUCAGGGAAGCAGAAUGCCAGAAACAGAAGAUGGAUGUUGUCUACCAAACUCAAACCAACAUUGCCGAUUCCUCAAAAGAUUUCCAGAUGCAAAAAGCAGCUUUUGACCAAGAAGUAAACACAAGGAAAGCAGAAGCUGAGCUUUCUUAUGAACUACAGGCUGCUAAGGAGAAGCAGAAGAUCAGGUCAGAAGAAAUCCAGAUUGAAGUUGUAGACAGAAGAAAACAGAUUGAAGUAGAGGAAAAAGAGAUUCAACGUAAAGAGAAAGAGUUGAUUGCUACUGUCAAAAGACCUGCAGAGGCUGAGAGCUUCAGGGUUGAAACGCUAGCUCAGGGACAAAGAACACAGACUGUCCUUACUGCGCAAGCUGAUGCUGAGAGGAUUAAGAUGGUUGGAGCAUCCGAGGCAGCAGCUAUUGAAGCCAUUGGUAAAGCAGAAGCAGAGCGUAUGAGGCAGAAGGCAGCUGCAUACAAGAUGUAUGGUGAUGCCGCUAUGACUGCUCUAAUUCUGGAAUCUUUGCCGAAGAUUGCUGCUGAAGUUUCUGCACCCUUGUCGAAGAUUGAAGAUGUUGUUAUCAUUAAUGAUGAUGGUAACAGUGUGACUGGUGAGGUCUCUAAGCUGAUUGGACAGCUUCCUCCUUCAGUACAAGCCCUGACUGGUAUUGACUUGUCUGGAGUUCUCAAGCAAAUCCCUGGAGCAAGGGUUGCAUAAGUGAAACACUUGCAAAAAUGAAAUGAAAACCAACAUUUUUCUUAUAAAAUAUCAUUGUAAGCCCUUCUUUAAGUUUAUUCUUGUCAAAUUUAUAUCAUUACUCAUUUGUACAACGAGUUGUAUUCAUAAAUUAUCAUCAAUGUCUUCCAUACACGUUUGGUCACACAGCAGUAUGGCCAAAGUAAUACUCUAACUAGCUUCUCUGUCUUACCAGAGGUUUUUAGGUUUAAUUUACACGUUACCAUAUGGUAACGUGUAAAAUUGUUAUUUUUUCUUCAUUUUUUGUUUAAAAGUUUUGAUGUUUUUUCUUAUACAUUUUUGUUUUUUUGGGGUUUUUUUUUAUUACUUUGACUAUAACCUCUUUCAUUCAUGGCUGUGUUAAUUAACAUCAUGUUAACUUAAAGUAUGAUCCUUAAAAGUUAUUUAGCUGCACGUUUUUAAAAAUUCUAUUAUAUUUGUGGACCUGGCUGUAUAGAGUGGGUAGUACUAUCCGAUGGAUAAAUUUAUUGUUUUAAAGCAUUAGACUUAUCCACUGAAUAAGUCGAAUUUAUCCAUUGGAUAGCUCAGGCCCACAAGUAAAAAAUAAUUCACAACAUCUCUUUUGAUUUAAAUUUUAAAUAUUUAUGCACUUGGAAUAUGUUAUGCAAUUUGUAGUCUAUAAUCCAAUAUACAACACAGUUUGUGUACGAUCAACAGUCGUUGCCAUGCUUGAUUACUUAGUAGAUUUUUGGUGUUGUCCAAAACCUAAAAUGGCAGCUUUUGAGUGUUUGUACAGGAUUCUGUACUAGUUUUACCAUAGUUUACAAGAAUGUGUCUUAUUUACAGCUGUUGUCAUUAGCUGUCAUCUAAUUCGUUCUAUACAAUAGGAAUAUUCCUCCAUAUGGAGGAGUAAUAGGCACUGUAAAUCUCUUGAUAAAUCUACACACAUUCAGCUUGUCUAGUUGAUGCUUUAUAUCAUAAUAUGCAUCAGCUUAUCUAGUUAUUUCCUCUCUAUUUUUCUCCAAGAAAGUCUUUACCCUGGGCCCAGUUGAUCAAAGCCCGAUUAGUGCUAAUCGUGGGUUAACUCUUAAUAAGACCUAUAGAGUUAAUCCUGGAUUAGCGCUAAUCCAGCUUUGAACAACCCGGCCCUGUAAAUGAGUUUGUUUUAGGGAUUUUAUAUGGAGAGUAGAUCUUACCUAAGCUGAAUUUGUUAUAUGUAUAUUGAGUAAUUGCUUAAAAAAAUGAAGUUACCAAAAAAAAUAAUACCAUGCUUUAAUGUAACAAGUGGUUUUAAAUUCCACUAUUGUUCUACCAUGGAACCAUGAGUAUUAGAAAUCCUCAGUGCUCCCUGUGGACCAGAUGACUGAGAGGCACUGGAACCCACCAGGUGUUGUUCUCAUUUGAGACAAUAAUCUUAAGUGAGAAAUCUAGGUAAUAUUCAUUAGUAUGUAGUAUCCACUUGAUUAGGUGUGUAAAUCAUAAGCCUAUUUCUAUUCAAUUUAUGUACCAAUAAAAUAUGAAAACUAA